Molecule: messenger RNA, 327 nt
Organism: Soboliphyme baturini
Lineage: Eukaryota; Metazoa; Nematoda; Enoplea; Dioctophymatida; Soboliphymatidae
Source: the annotation of a GenBank genome assembly
AUGCGUGGUUGCAAUUGUGUGGCAUGUCUGACGACGGUCGGUGUUUGUCGAUCUUUGUCGAGCGCAUCACAGAGUAAAUACGAUGAGUUGAAAGCGCAGAAAGAUCAGGGAAGUAAGCAGCAGGGUGACAGAGGCGAUGGCGUCCCCGGUUGUGAGCUCAGCGACGGCCGCAUUCGACCACCGGCUAUCGUCUGCCGUUCAGCGAUAUUACGACAAUCCGAAACCAACCAGGCAAAAAGGCAGAUCCACCCACCCUCACUACCUCGUCGUCGUCACUUCACUCGCGCCAUCAGCUGGAUGAUCGGUCGGCACGCAACAAAGGAUUGA